AUGCAGCUUCGAAGAAAUACAGUCGUGGCUGCCGUGCGACUUGUCCGGCCGCUCGUCAAGGCGAGCAACGCCCGAGGAUUAGCGAGCUGUCCCUUGCGGGUGCACAACAGCGGAACAUCUCCCAAAGCGUCGGCGUCUUGUGCGGCCGUGCAGAAGUUGUUGCCGAGGGCACCAUGUAGACAGGUCACCUCCACGACGACCACCCAACAGAGACAGGUUGCGGAGGUCGAUGAUCGUGGGCAAGUCUCCGACGAACGGCCAGCGAAGGACGCGGUAAAUAGUCACGAGCUGCACGAGAAAUGGGGCUGGAAGACCUCUGACCCUCUCUACUGGCCCUACAAGAUAAUGGGCGUCUUCUCGACCAAGAACACGAACGCCCUGUCCUCCGCGCGGAUGCUGCAGACCUGCCUCAACAACGCAGAGUGCACGGAGUGGUAUUCGGAUGGAAAGAUCAGCAACGAGUUCCUCCCGAAGCUUUUGUGGCUCAGCACCAACGUGUGGCUCAUGUCCCGCCGACUACUCCGAGAGGGGGAACGGGGGAAGAAGGUCCAGGAGCUGCUGUUCGACGAGCUGUGGCGCGAGACAAAGCGGCAGAUGCGCUCCAUCGAGGUAUCCGAAAUGAUGCUCAAGAAGUAUCUCGCUGAAGCUCAGCAGCACACGUUCAUCACCCUUGUGCAGUUUGACCAUGCUUACACCCUCGAGUCUCGGGAGGAGCGUAUGGACGUCCUCACGAGCGCCCUGUGGAGAGGUGUCUACAUGAGCGACGAGAGCAUCAAGGAGCCGCAUGUGCGGGUGCUGGCGGAGUACGUUGACGCGGAACUCGCCGACAUUUACGCGGUAGAUGCGUCGGAAUUCUUCGCCGUGUGCAUUGAGUUUGCCCCGCCCCCUACGGCGGAGCUGAAGGCCGCCAGCAAGAAGGUGGCGAAAGGAGGCGGAGGCAAGCGUUCGUCGAGAAAGGGCACGGUGGCGGCAGCACCAGGACUAGAGGGGGGUGCCGCCGAUUCAACGGCCGCGGGCAGGGGGGGUGGCAUCGGGGAGAAGGUCCACCACGGAGACUUCGGCAGCGGGGAUGGGAGGGAGGGGAGAUGGCGCGCUUGCCUGGCGGAGAGCGGAAAGGUGUACUACUGGCACACGGUUUCCAGGGAGGUGACGUGGGAUAGACCAGCGGGCGCCGAAGCGUAUGUUCCAAGCGUAAUGCCCAAGGCGGACCAGACACUCACGGCGGCAGCGUGAGAUGACUGCUGUAGCGAUAGCGCGGCCUGCUCACUCUCGAUGGCUCCUGGUACCUGGAGCAAAAGUACGUGAGCGCUGGGCCCGUGGAUUUUACUUCCUCCUUAUCCCAGCUCCAUGCUUGUGGGCGCAGACGAACGCCGAUCCAAGGAUGACGCCUGUUUUUCGAGCCCCUCUCGGUUCAUCUUUGCGAGGCCUGCUCUGUCUAGAUGUGGUGUUCAGCUCCUGUUUUUGGUCUCCUGUGAAGCGACUUUGAUAUCUGAAAUAUUGAUAUUCGUAUCACGUUCGUGUCGUUGGUUGGUUGG
This is a messenger RNA of Ectocarpus siliculosus, 1535 nucleotides long. The record is from the annotation of a GenBank genome assembly. Lineage: Eukaryota; Phaeophyceae; Ectocarpales; Ectocarpaceae.